UGGCUAAAGAUGAUAUAUAAAUAACAUAUCCUAAAUUUAACAUAAAAUUGUGUUGAAAAAGUUGAAUUUAGGUUAUCUGUAAACCACCAUUUAAAACAGCUAUAUAAUUUAAUAAGUUGAAAAUAAAGACAUCAAGUCGUAAACUUCGACUUUGUUAAGGCUAAUUUACACUAAAACUAAAACUGAAACUAAGUACUAACCCUUACUUUAUAAUGAGCAGGUUUGUUGAUAUUUAAAUGACCUUGAAGUAAGAAAAGCUAGCAAUAAGAUAAAUGAAUGCAAUUUUUAAUGCAUAAUUUUAGGUGAUUGCAGUACAGCACAUCUAAAUAUUGCCGGUAUGAAUUAACAGAUGCACAUAAUAUUGAUUUAACUUGCAACAAAUAUUGUAAAUCCAGCAAGAUACUCCCAUACUUAAAGCUCAUUAAAAUGUAGACAAAUGGAUCUUUGAUUUGUCUAAUGGUGCCUAUUUUCCCUAACUGGCAACAAGGGCAUGUCAUUUAUCGCAAGGCAUUUGAGCCUUUUGAAACUAAUGCAUAUGGCCUCUGUAGGGCCGGAGACAGGGUGGGAAUCGCAGGCUCAAGUAUCAACCCACAUCUUCCACCCAACCCUCUCAUACUGUAUUCCCAAAUGGUGCCCUUGUGUACACAGAAACAGUGAUAGACAGGUCAAAUGGGGACUGUAAGUGAAUAAGCUAAUAUCUGCGCAAACAUAUGACUUUAUUGGUUUCUUAUGGUGCAGCUAUUUGUUUUGACAUUUGAACAUACCCCUCAACAUAAAGUUUUAAACUGCAUGGUCUAUAAUAGAGACACCAAUAAGGGCCCCUUAUAUGGCUUGUUUAGGUGUAGUGAGCCGUAUCUUGAUGGUCACAAUAAUUGUUGCAAAAUGCGAUUCUGUGGCCAGUUGCAUAAACAUAAGGUUAAGACAUGUUUUAAGAACUACUACUAGUCUGACCAGCAAUCAGUUAGGGAUAAUUAGUCGUACUAUUUGGAUUUAAAUGAGACCAAUCUACCUUUAUAAGUAACAUAAUAAAAACAGUUAUGAUCAGUCUUAAAGAAAAGAAUACGCAACUUACUUUUUAAGACUAGAAGUUUAUGCAAUCGGUCACUGGUCAUAUGUUGGUCAUGAGCACAGUCAGACUUUUUCACUACCCCACUGACCUGAAAAAGAUGCAGGUGUGUUUUAAAAGGUUAAGUUUAGUUUACAAAUUGUCAUUGGUCCAUUGGGAGACAUCAUAUAUCCCAAUCUGAGAUAAAUAUCGUAACUGGGUGUCUGUAAUCUCUUUAGAUCUAAAACUCACCAGAGCUGGAUUUCCCGCCAUGACUUUGUUUCACGGGCCAACGUCUCAUUUGCUUUGAUUUAACUUCCCUUUAAGCUUCAGCCAAGAUGGAGCAGUUACACAGAAUUCGGGUCUCGUUUCCGUAGGCGUUUCAGUCCUUUCGAAUUUUUAACAGUUAUACUGGUAGGACGUGGACUGUGUGUAAAAUACAUUGUUUCUGGUCAAGUGUAAGUGUUUGAUAAAAAAGGUUUGAAGGCGUGUUAGAUAGGCAACCAUUUAACCUCCCGGUGUUACUGUUUUCCCGUUGAGACUGUUGAGAAAUCCCCCCAGAAGUCUUGGAUUCUUCUUUGAUGCUUGGGAAAAUCUUGACUUUAUCAACCUUCUGUUUAAUAAUGUUUGUUGCUCUUGAUAAUGCCGACACUGUCAAUCAUGCAUUUUUAAAAAUAUUUUUCUGUAUAUGACUUUCUUUUCAGCUAGUGGUGCUAACACUGGCAAACAUCAAUUUUACUACACAAACAUUGAGUAUUAGGAUUUAAGUUUUUAACCUUAGCAUGUAACUCAGCCUGCAUUAUGUGUGUCAGUACUAACAUGAAUAAUGUCACUAAUAAUGAAGAGAUGUAGUGUUACUUUUCUUAGUGUCUGGACUACCCAAGUUACUACCCAAUCUACAAGUAAAGGCCAGAUUAAGACGUGACCUCAAGCAAAACACCAUACAGCAACUGCAUACAGCAGGAACCUCCUGGCACCAUGCAGACUUUUGUAUGCAGUGUUCACUUUCUUUAUAAAAUGUAAAAAGUUAAUUUAUCUCCAUUCAUUUAUGCUCAUAUAAAAUUUACUUUAGGUUCUGAGAUAAAUCUAAUGAAUACACGAAAAAAGAAUGAACAAAAUGUAUGCACAGGUAUGCUCUACUAUGAGUAACUGGCCUUGUUGAUGUCGCACCAGGAAUACUGAUGCAUGAGAAUCAGGCGGAUUGAUGUGUUACUUUCUAAAGCCACCACAUUAUGUUCUCCUCGGGUAUCAAGUCCUCAAACCCAUGCCAAGUGUACCUCACCUGCCCAUUGAGCAACAAACCCUGUCUCUGAUUGGUUGGAUUUAGGGGGACGGAGAGGAACAGGUUGUUAAAAGGUACUGAUCAGGACACAGCUUUCUCCCAGAUAAGGUAAAGACGCCAUUCACGUUCAGUCACCAGGUACGUAUUGGGUGGAAUUGAUCUGCUUUAAAAAUGUAUUCUGUCCUUAUACUGUGCAAAAAGGUAAAGUGCUGUUUAUUUUCUGCUAGGGCAUUUUAAAAGUGGUUAAAAUCAUUACCGAUGGUCGGGGUUACUGAUUUGAAUGCCUGGCGCUACAUAUAAAUCUUUAGUUUCUGCUUUGGACAUUAUUGAUACCUAGAAUCAUUGCAGUAUCAUUCUGUGUGUCUUGUUGAGAAGUGGUGAGAGUUCCUGUAUGAUACAAUGGAUAAUGGGAUAAAAGCCAUAUUGAGGAGUCUAGUAUCAUCUUUUUCAUGGGCAUUUACUUUUAAAUAAAUUAGUUUUUUUUUGGUGGUGUCAGUAUCUUCGGCUGCUGUUUGCGUGCAGCUACAAUGCCCAGUAUUCUCCACCUUGUCGUCCUGGUGAUAACCUUGCUGGUGGUAAAAACAGGGACUCAAGCGUCGAUACCCAAGACCACACAGUGGCCACGGCUGAAACCGACUAAAAAGCCCCCGCCUGGGGAUGAAGCGGAUCCUCCGCAUGCACCCACCCACUUUGGUAUGCGUCAGAUCACCACCAUGACCAGCCCCACCAUGAGUGGUAUCACAGAAGAAAUCACAGAUUCGUUGAUGGAUGUGUACUCCAUUUCAACUACCGACAGCACCACCUUCUCUAGUGAUACAUAUUCUGCCGAUUAUCACACUGAGGCCAAGGUUCCUCCCGGUGUGGGUCCUGGGAACUACACAUUGGACUAUAAUGAGUGCUUUUUUAAUUUCUGUGAGUGUUGUCCGCCAGAGAGAGGACCACCAGGACCGGUGGGUGAAAAAGGGUCACCAGGUAUACAAGGGCAGAAAGGGGAUAUUGGACCUUCUGGACUUCCGGGUCUAGAUGGACUCACCGGGGCUCCUGGGCCACAUGGAGGAAAAGGGGAAAAGGGUGAUCCUGGUGUGAGUGGGUUGCCUGGGAUUCCUGGUGUUACUGGGAAACAAGGAGAGAAAGGUGAAAUGGGCCUCAAAGGAGAAAGGGGAGAUACGGGUUUACCCGGAAUGAAAGGAGAUGCCGGUGACCAGGGAGAGCCUGGCUGGAAUGGAACCAGUGGUGAGGUGGGUGAACCUGGCCCUCCCGGCCCAAGUGGUCCCCCUGGACCAGAUGGCAUUAAAGGGGAGAAAGGUGACAAAGGUGACUGUCCAUUUGGAGAAAAAGGGCAGAAAGGGAGUAUGGGUGAGACAGGGCCUCCAGGGCCCAAAGGAGACAUGGGCAUACCAGGUGUGAAUGGCAUAGAUGGGUUUCCUGGACCCAAGGGGCCAAAUGGAGACCCAGGACCCCCAGGUAAACACGGAGAACCUGGACAACCAGGACCUCAAGGACCACCAGGGCAAAGGGGGAUGCCAGGGAUGAAAGGCAUGAGAGGGCUAAAGGGACUACGGGGUAUUAGGGGAUUAAAGGGCCUUCCGGGUGAACCUGCCAUUCAGAAGCGCUCAGCCUUCAGCGUAGGUCUUUUUCCUAGCCGGUCGUUUCCGCCACCUGGCCUGCCUAUUAGGUUCGAUAAACUUAUUUACAAUGAGGAGGGUCACUGGGACCCUAACAUCAGUAAGUUUAACUGCACUCAUGGAGGUGUGUACGUAUUUUCCUAUUACAUAACCGUGCGUAGUCGUCCCCUACGCGCAGCUCUGGUCGUGAACGGCAUACGGAAACUGCGAACCCGCGACUCUCUGUACGGCCAGGACAUCGACCAGGCCUCCAAUAUGGCCGUUCUCCGUCUCUCAUCUGGUGACCAGGUAUGGCUGGAAACUCUGCGGGAUUGGAACGGUGUUUAUUCCAGCAAUGAGGAUGACAGUACAUUUUCCGGAUUCCUGCUGUAUGCUGAUGCAACGAAGGACUGAUCGCCAGGAAUCGCACUGACAUCUGGAUGAACUGUUUUGUUUCCAAAGGGGAUAUGGAGGCCAACUAUAUUACCCAAAAUACUUGAGGCCUGAACUUAGACUAAUUUUUUAUACAUCCAGUUAGAUGUUAGAUUUUUUUAUACACUGAUGAUUUGUUAUAGCUAUUCGAGUUCAUCACAUAGGACAAUACAACACAGAGGGCAGCUUAUGCUAUAAAUGUAAUGAUGAUUUAUGUCUGUCAAGAUAUUUUAUCAAAAUGGCCCGCUGUGCUCUUAUAUCUUUUAGUUUAUCAAAACUGUGCUCUGUGGAGAGGCAUGAAUUAUAUAGAUUAAUGUUGGACUUUGUGACUCUUUAAAGGGCAACAUUGACAUCUUGGAAUCAAUAAGGGGAAUUUCAACCUACAGUAUAUAAAGACUUUUUUUAAUCACUUAAUUGACAAAUGUUUCUUGAUUUAUUAAAAUUUAGUGUUUCAUCA
This is a messenger RNA of Paramisgurnus dabryanus, 4820 nucleotides long. It is a transcript of the gene otol1a, whose product is annotated as otolin 1a. Gene Ontology annotation, molecular function: protein binding. NCBI's taxonomy places the organism in Eukaryota, Metazoa, Chordata, Actinopteri, Cypriniformes, Cobitidae. The record is from RefSeq and is a predicted model, not a curated record.